This is a messenger RNA of Juglans microcarpa x Juglans regia, 1094 nucleotides long. RefSeq lists its product as uncharacterized. NCBI's taxonomy places the organism in Eukaryota, Viridiplantae, Streptophyta, Magnoliopsida, Fagales, Juglandaceae. The record is from RefSeq and is a predicted model, not a curated record. The coding region runs from base 30 to 884 and encodes 284 amino acids. The transcript is spliced from 6 exons.
ACAGAAGAAGAUACAGAGGGAAAUCAGAAAUGGCGGACAAGCCAAGCCGAGCAUUGGUGUUGUACUGUAAUGGGUUGGCCCUUUUCAUCGGCCCAUCUCAUUAUCAUCUCCAUUCUCUCGCAUCAAAAGCUUCCUGUGGCUUCUUGACCCUCCCCAGCGCCCCUGCUUCUGAAAGUGAGGAUGACAGAGUAGUUAGAGAGUUUGCAGUAUUGAUGGAUGCUUGUGAAGCUUAUACCGAUCAGAGAGUUUUUGGUGCCAAACUUGGCUUAACUGUGUUGGAAUCCGAUGUCCUAGUUAAAAACCUGCAUUCCCUUGCGGAAGUACCAGCGGAUGUUGUGGUGUCUGAGUUGCUAAACUUGCUUGGAUUUAAAGAAGGGAAGACUCUAGAGACAAGCGACUAUGAUUUAGUUUGUGUGCAUGUAGGGAAUGGAGGAAGGGUAAGUGGUGAGAAAAACAAGGCCGUUGCGAAGGACAUGGAGUAUGUCAAUGCUUUGGUUGGAGAUAUAAUGAAGAUAGCCCAACCUGGAUCCGAAAUUGGUUCCCGCCUGCAUUUGUCCCUCGUGAUGAGCCAUGGCCAUGUCCCAGAGGAUGAUGAUCCCAACUUAUCAGUUUUAACUACUAAAGAUGAGAAAAAAUCUGAUCUUUUAAUGCUCUUCCCUUGUCAAAGUUACACCAUGAGUGGAGAAAAUCAACGGGAAGAUGUUAGGCAUCAUUUCCCCAUGUUGCUUGCUCAAUGGCAGCAUGGAAUAACCCGCAAGGAUAUGGCAGAGGUGUUUUCCUUUAAAGAUUCUAAGGAGCACGGUGGAAAUCUUGCCAUACCAGCAGAUCGGUUUCUGCACGAGGUCGCCUUCAAGCUUUGGAAGGCCCCCAAGUAUGGAGCAUGAAAUUUUUUAUCAACAUUCCAGAUAUGUAGGAAAAGCUUAAAAUUUAAGCAUCAAAGAUGGAUCAGAGAGAUGGAGCUUCCUGGUUUGGUUCUCUAUGCUAAACAAGUCUGUUGUUUACUUUUGGUCAAAUCAGGCACUGGUUAUAAUAGGACAAUUUUGCUUGUGACCUUGAUAUUGAGACACAUCUUUACAUUCAUUUUCCUAAUCGUU